Molecule: messenger RNA, 2174 nt
Organism: Eremomyces bilateralis CBS 781.70
Lineage: Eukaryota; Fungi; Ascomycota; Dothideomycetes; Eremomycetales; Eremomycetaceae
Product: amidase signature enzyme
Exons: 3
Coding region: 143-1945 (600 amino acids)
Molecular function (GO): catalytic activity
Source: RefSeq, a predicted model, not a curated record
ACUAUUCUAUUACAUACCUUGCCGUGGUAUUGGAUUGAAGGGCCCCAGACUGCAAGUAUCACAUGCAAGUGACAACCUUGAAGUCCCGCAUCUCAACUCCAGCUGUCGUCCCUAUACACACCUCCACCACCCUUCUCCAAAGAUGUCCUCUCCACCAACCCGCCAAUUCAUCCACUACCCCCCCGCCGUCGCGACCGACCAGCCCUUCUCCGCCCCUCCCCCCGGCACGAACCCCGUCGUCCGCGGUCUCCUCCUCCGAUAUGGCGCCUCGCUCAUCACCUCCGUCGGCGCGAUCCAGCAAUUCCUCUACAACAGCAACGGGUUCAGUCGCCUGCAGGAGGUGAAGGGGUUGGAUGCGGUCGAGUGCCGGUUCGACCCUACUGUCAUCCCGGCGGCGCAAGAUGCGAGUGCGACGGUCGAGACGGGGACGUAUACGCGGCCGAGUGAGUUUGGUGCCGUGGAGGCGGAUGCGGGCGCCGGGAGGUAUUACUCGGUCUUGGACUUCCACAAGGCGUACACAGAGGGGAGAUUCACCCCCACCGAUGUCGCCGAGGCGCUGCUCCCGUUGAUUCGACGCGAUGUGGAGGAACCGACGAGCCACUCCGUCGCAUGGAUGGAUACGAAGGUGGAGUUGGUGCGGAAGGCUGCGGAGGAGGCGACGAAGCGGUAUCAAGCGGGGACGCCGAUUGGGAUCCUAGAUGGGGUGCCCGUCGCGGUGAAGGAUGAGGUGGACUUGAAAGGGUACACGCGGUGCUUAGGGACGAAGGACGACCACACGCAUCCGCUGGACGCGACGAGUUAUUGCGUGACGAAGUGGGAGGAGGAGGGGGCGGUUGUGGUGGGGAAGUUGAGCAUGCAUGAGAUCGGAUUAGAUACUACAAACAACAACCCGAAUCACGGCACCCCUCAUAACCCUCAUAACCCGGACUUCUACACCGGCGGCUCGUCAGGCGGAAGCGCAUAUGCGGUCGGCGCCGGGUUGAUCCCUAUCGCUCUCGGGGCCGAUGGAGGCGGCUCGAUCCGCAUCCCCAGCUCGUUCUGCGGUAUCUACGGCCUCAAAACCUCCCACUCCCGUGUCUCCAUCCGUCCGACCGCCAGCCUCGCCAUAUCCAACAGCGUCGCCGGCCCCAUGGCCGCCAACAUGGUUGACCUCGAAGUCGCCUACCGCGUCAUGGCCAUUCCCGAUCCCUCCCACUCCCUUUCCUCCACCUUCCUCCCCCCCGCUCGCCCCCACGACCCCCCACGCAAGCUCCUUGGCAUCUAUAAGCCAUGGUUCGACCGCGCAGAGCCCGCCGUGCGGGACGUCUGCCAGGCCGCCCUCAACCACAUGACCAGCCAGCAGGGCUACUCGCUCGUCGACAUCAGCAUCCCGUUCCUCGUCGAGGGCGGGCAGGCGCACGCGAUCACCAUCCUCUCGGAGAUAGCAUCGGGGUUCCCCAGCGCGCGGGCCACGAACCUCACGCCUGCGAACCGGGUGCUGCUCGCGGUGGCGGGGCGGGCGCGGGCGCAGGACCUCCUCGCGGCGCAGCGGGUGCGAAACGCGCUGAUGCAGCAUCUGGCGCAUCUGUACCGCGCGCAUCCGGGGUUGAUCAUCGUGACUCCGACGACGCCACUGGCGGGGUGGGCGAUUGGGGAUGGGGAUCUGAGCGACGGGGUGAGCGAUGGGGAUCGGAGUAUUCGGAACAUGGAGUACGUGUGGUUGGCGAACUUCACGGGGUGUCCGGCGCUGUCGAUGCCGGUGGGGUAUGUGGCGCCGGGGACGGGGCAGGGGGAUAUCCCGGUAGGGUUGAUGGGGAUGGGGGAGUGGGGGGCAGAGGAGGAGUUGAUUCGGUGGGGGUUUGAUGGGGAGGGGUGGCUGAGGGAGGGGUGGGAAGGGGGACGGCAGAGGGCGGGGGCGUGGGUAGAUGUGGUGGGGUUGGCGGAGGAGAAGGGGGAGAGAUCAUGAGGAAGAGCGGAGGGGAAGUCUUGGAAGAUUUUGGAAUUCCCUCGAGGCUGCUUUAGUUCCAUAUACCUACUCAUAUGACUGAAUUGUUGGAUUACUCCUGCUUCACUCUUCGGUAGCACACACUGAGCGGCUCGAGAACGCCCUUUCGUCACUUCGCAUCAGCGCAUGCUCGUCAUGCAGAUUCACUCCAAGCACCCAUCUCGCCAAUCCCAUCAACAAACCACAACGC